Messenger RNA from Lactuca sativa (garden lettuce), 912 nucleotides. RefSeq names its product nascent polypeptide-associated complex subunit alpha-like protein 2. Gene Ontology annotation, cellular component: nascent polypeptide-associated complex. Lineage: Eukaryota; Viridiplantae; Streptophyta; Magnoliopsida; Asterales; Asteraceae. The record is from RefSeq and is a predicted model, not a curated record.
GAGUAAAAAUCGCAUCUCUCUAUAACCAUAUCUAUCAGAGAUUUAUCCACAACGGUGUUCUUGCUCUACUUCAACAUCAACCAACAGCCAACCAACGUUAUCGAUUAAACAUGCCGGGCCCUGUCGUCGAAGAAGUUGAAUCCGAGAAGAAGGUCGAGGAGGUGAGUCCCGUGGUUGAGGGUGUAGUUGAGGAUGUUAAGGAGGAAGACGACCACCACGAUGAAGACGCCGACGAUUCCGACGACGACGAUGAUGACAAGGAGGACGGUGCUCAAGGUGGUAGUGAGAGUUCAAAGCAAAGCAGGAGUGAGAAAAAGAGUCGAAAGGCAAUGUUGAAGCUGGGAAUGAAACCCGUUCUUGGCGUCAGCAGAGUCACCAUUAAAAGAGCAAAAAACAUCAUGUUCUUCAUUUCAAAACCAGAUGUAUUCAAGAGCCCAAACUCAGAAACCUAUGUGAUAUUUGGUGAAGCAAAGAUUGAGGACUUAAGCUCACAGCUUCAAACACAAGCUGCCCAACAAUUCAGGAUGCCCGACAUGGGUUCGGUCAUGGGCAAAUCGGACAUUUCAGGUGCAGCAGCUGCAGCAGCAGCAGCAGAUGAAGAAGAAGAGGAAGUGGAUGAAACUGGUGUUGAGGUACGUGACAUUGAUUUGGUGAUGACGCAAGCAGGUGUUUCAAGGCCUAAAGCUGUCAAAGCUCUCAAAACUCACAGUGGUGACAUAGUCAGUGCUAUCAUGGAGCUCACCACUUAGGUUCUGUUUUUUGGAAUAUCAGAGUUUAAUUUCAAUUUAUCAACUAUGGAAGAAUAUAUUAUUAUUAUUAUUAUUAAACUUGUAGCUGCUUGAGUUGAAUUAGUUUUCAUAAGACUUAUCCUUAUUGUUAUUAUUUUCUUUUUAAUUGCAGUUGUUGAUCAAA